Bolinopsis microptera is the source of this 2342-nucleotide messenger RNA. RefSeq lists its product as uncharacterized. NCBI's taxonomy places the organism in Eukaryota, Metazoa, Ctenophora, Tentaculata, Lobata, Bolinopsidae. Gene Ontology annotation, cellular component: cytoplasm. The record is from RefSeq and is a predicted model, not a curated record. The transcript is spliced from 4 exons. Bases 83 to 1870 code for a protein of 595 amino acids.
UAUUGCAUCAGCACAUAAUAUUGUACCACUGCUCUCGUCCUCUCUUUACUAAUACGUCUUUGUAUAUCAGUAUUUAUAUUUGAUGUCUAGUGGUUACAGACCCCUUAAUCAGGAGUCUGACGACCAUGACUUGUUAGGUGAUAUCCUGAAAGAGUCGACUAGUGUCUUUAACUUUGAUCCUGCUUCUUAUUUUGACGACUGGUUCGAUGAGCCGGCCACUGCCAGUGCUGUGAAUGUAGUGGAGUCCAGCUCUUGUGAUGAGGAAGCAAAACAGGGCCCCUCGUAUCCUAGAAAUGGUGGUAAACUAGUCGAGUUUCAGUCUCAAGAUGUGGUUAUGGGAGAGUUUCAGUCUCAAGAUGUGGUUAUGGGAGAGAAAGAAGAAAUUCCCGAGUACACAAAACCUACCAAAGUUCAUUCCACAGACUCCGAAGAUAGUGGCAAAAGAAAAGAAAAGAAGAAAAGGCCCCCUCCCAUGUACUCCGAAAACCCGCCGUUUCCUGUUCCGUACGGUGACGAGAGUCUGGGCUACAGAGACAGUGCUCCUUAUCGCGGCGGGGCGUUGCCCUAUGAAGACGAAGGGGACGAUUUGUCGUACGAUCACUACGAACUGGUCCAGGCUGGUGUGGAACCAUCAACCUUCUCUCCCAAACGGUUCCCUAGACAGGUUGACCUGGCGGACUCUGGAGUAGUCAUGGACAUCAUGGAAACUUCACCGUACAUGACAAAAAUGAGCCACGAGAAGUAUAUAGACGAUAGUAGUACAAGUAUGAGCAAACAGAGUUUCGACAUUGCCAUGUCGGACGAUGAUACGGCGAAGAAAGCCCGGUGGUGUUUGGUAUGCUUGAAAACUUACUGUGUUAUCUUCAUGUUGACUAUAAUAUCUUUGAGCAUCUAUGUGGCGGCAGAUUUGGGUGAUUUUACGACAGAUGCGAAGGUAGCCAAGAAAGAGGCGGAGGAAGCACAAACGAGGGGUUAUAAAGAGUUACGACUGGGAGGGAGGCGGGUUUUUUAUAGGAUCAAGGAAUCAGAGGGCAUGGCUAACCAUACCGUUCUUCUCAUCCAUAGCGAGAAUUCAAGUGGCGAAAUGUUCAACAAGUUGGGAACAUUGGACUUCCUUAGUGCCCACGGAGCUAGAGCUGUUGCUAUAGACAUGAUAGGAUAUGGUAAGAGUGAUCCGCCAAUCCAUAUCCCGGAAACUUAUGAAGGAUUCUUCACUGAGAUAGUAUCCCUGUUCGAGCUGGAAUACAACCUGAUCCUGGUUUGUGUGGAAACAGGAUGUGAGAAACUUCUCCCAUACUAUCUCCACCACGGGGUGUACCGACAAGACAACAGUUUUAUAGAGGGCGCAGUGUUCAUCUCCCCACGAGGCACUACCUACAGUAACUUUGUAGAGCCUGCCAAGUCUCACAUGAAUACCGCUACUAGGACUGUUGUGGUGAGCGGAGCUAAGGAUCAGUUUGUUAAUAUGGAGGUUAACCAGCAGCUUGAUCUUAUUCCUCGGUGCGAGAUACACGCACUGCCAGACUUGAAGAACAACUUCUACUCUAACAAACACAGUAAGCUCUACUUCCACGCUGCAUUACAAGCGUUUAUGGAAGGACUGGCAUAUGAGUACGACAGAGAAUUACAAGAGAUUAGCCAGCAUGAACAAAGCAAUGAAGAAGGAAGCGGGACUAAUCCUAAUCUUGGAAAUAUGAAUAAUCAGUACGGGUACAAUAAUCAGAAUCAGCCACAGUACCAAGUACCCCGACCACAGGGCGGGGAUGCUUUCAGCAGGUUCCAGGCUAAACAGAACCCUGAGGAGUCCACAUUUCAAGACUUGGGAUAUAACCCUGCUCAUAGAUUCUCUAGAAUAAAGGGAGAAAAGUGAUCUAAUUUCGGCAUUUUCAUAAAAUGUUUAGAGCGAACGGAAUCAGGCCGAUGGGCUCCACUGCAAGAUUGCUUCUAACUUCUUGUCCCUCGAACAGUAUUACAAUUUCGUUUCUUGGAGGGCUGGAACUGUUGAUAUCUUAUCAACGAUGAAUAAUAAUAUGAAUUGACAACCGAUCCGCUGACAGUAUGAUAUUUAUAGAAUUAAAUAUUAUAGAAUAUAUUUAUAGAAUUAAAGCAUCGUGAUAUUCAGCAUGAGUCUUAUCAUGCUUAUUGUAUUUAACAACUGUUUUAAUAAUACUAACCGCUUUUUUAGCCACUAACCGACAUUUCGCCAUCAAGCUUUGAUGAUUAAUUACUUUUUAAUUCACAGUUUCAGAGAACUGCAGUGGUUUUGAUGUGCACGAAUUUUAAUAUUUGUUGAACAAUUUUAUUUGAUAUUUGUGAAUUGCGAUGCAAGUUUGGCGUAAUAA